GUAUUAAAGGAAGGAACAAUCCUGUCAGUACAGCACAGAGCAGCAGGAAGGUGUCGGUGCAAAGCUUUUUAACAAACAUGGCCGGCACACAAGCUCCAGAUGCAGAUGACCUCCACCUGAGGUUGGUGCUGCUUGGGAAAGCUGGAGUAGGGAAGAGUGCAGCUGGAAACACCAUCUUAGGAAGAGAAGCUUUUCAGUCUUUUUCUUCUUUUUCUUCUGUAACAUUGGAGUGUCAGAAAGAAACAACCCGGGUGGAUGGUCAUACACUGACUGUAGUUGAUACUCCAGGUCUGUUUGACACCACCCUGUCUGAAGAUGAGGUGGUUACACAGAUUGUUAGAUGCAUCACCUUUGCUGCUCCUGGUCCUCACGUGUUCCUGGUUGUGAUCCAGUCGACCAGAUUCACAAGUGAAGAAGAAGAAACGAUUAAAAUUCUUCAGAAGAUGUUUGGAGAAGAUGCAGCACGUUACAUUAUGGUCUUGUUCACGUAUGGAGACAAUCUGCAAAACGGAGUCGACAUCGACAAAUCAAUCAGUGGAAAUCGGGCUCUGCAUCGCUUCAUCCGCCAGUGUGGAGGAAGAUAUCAUGUUUUUAACAACAAGAGUGAGGAUCGCUCUCAGGUCAAAGAGCUGCUGGAGAAGAUCAACACCAUGGUUAAGAGAAAUGGAGGAACACACUACACCAAUGAUAUGCUGCAGGAGGCUGAGAAAGCCAUCAGAGAAGAGAUGGAACGGCUUCGGACAGAAAAUCCAGAGAUAGCAGAAGAAGAAGCAAGAAGACGGGCGGAGAAUAAAAAUAAGGUCCUGAAGGCUGCUGGGAUAGGAGCAGGUGUUGGAUUUUUAUUAGGACCAGUGGGAUCGGCUCUGGGAGCAGCAGUGGGAGUUGCGGUUGUAGCAGUGAAACAAAGAGAAUGUGUUAUACUGUGAAAAAUGUUGAUAUUUAAUCACAAUUUCAGAAUUUUCUGUGAGUUCUUUACAACAAGGUUACUCGGUGCAUUUGGGAGAUGAUGGGCAUCAUUAUUAGUGAUUGCUAGUUUUCAGAUGACUGUCUGCAGUGCUCCUGAUCUCAAUAUGUAUGUUUUUAAUGUAGUUGUAUUUCUUAUGUGUCAAAGGUACAGAAAAUAUUCUAUUUUACAUUUUUGAUUUCUGUAAAUGUAAUUGCAAAUUAAUUCAGUCUCACACAAACAGGUCACAGAGACACAGAUGGUGAUAUUAAAUUUCUUUCAGGUCUUUGAUGUCACCAGUGUUUUUUCAUUUUUCUGUUGACUGUUUUUUUGUUAGGCUUGCAUUUGGCUAGGGUCACUAGCAUGAGUGACUUUUCUCACUUUGGUUCUGUAAAUCACUAUAAUGAAUCUGAACUGACACGACUCAGAUGCAGUUGAAGUUCAGACUUUCAGUUUUGAUUCACUCAAAGAUUUUCAUUAAAAUCAAUCAAUCACCUUUAUUUAUGUGUGAGGAACUAAAGCAUGUUGGGGCUCUAAAGUAAUUGGACAAAUUAAAUAACUGAAAAUAAAAUAGUCAUUUCUAACACUUGGUUGAAAACCCUUUGCUGGCAAUGACAGCCUGAAGUCUUGGACUGAUGGACAUCACCAGAUGCUGGGUUCCCUCCUUUUUAAUGCUCUGCCAGGCCUUUACUGCAGAAGCUUUCAGUUCCUGUUUGUUCAUGGGCUUUUCUGUUUGAAGUUUAGUCUUCAACAAGUGAAAUGUUAAGAACUGACUUCAGCAAAUCUCUGAGAAAAUGGUGUAGAGAACACAUGCAGAGCGCAAGUAGUCAGUUUCAUGUGCAUGAUUAUAGCAGUAAAGAAAAGGUGAGCAUAUUAGUGGUUCAGAGGGUUUGGAGAUGGGACCAGAAUAUGUGCUGUGAUAUUAUCACUCACGAGUGUGUGAGGCAGUCUCAGAGAUGGCUGUAGUGGUCGGACGCAGGACAGACUUUAGGAUUACCAAAAAUCUUUGUAAUAAUCUUACAAUUUGCCUUUUGUGCCUCGAUGGUGUGCUGAUAGUUAUUCAAACAGUCUCUAACGCUUGGUAAGAAACAAGGAGCUUGGAAAGAAUGGCGACUGGAUUUCUUUACGUUUGUUGAAGACGUUUUAUCUGAGAAACUUCUAAGAGCAAAUGGUGCAGAGUCCCAGGUAUUUAAGCCUUAGUGGGAGUGCCUCUUAAGAGGGCCAUUGACCCGCUAUUGAUUAUGAGCCUCAUCACAUGAGCCAAGGCUUGAAAAACGUGUGAGAAACUUGGCAGUUGUUUUUCUUUUCAAGCUCCUUAGAUUACCAUAACCUGGAUGACUGAGACCCUCCACAGACAUGGAGCUUUCUUCCAUUUUUGUUCUGCUUCCCUGCGUUCCUGUCUGGCGGCAUGAGUGACAUUAUUUAACCAAGGCUGAAUUUUUAAUUUAUGCCAUCUGCGUUUGAGAGGAGCAAUUCAGUCCAUAAUGUUGGUGCAAGCUAAACUAAAGCAUGCAGGUAGCUCAUUGGGUGAUUGGGACGAAGAGAAGCUUAUUUAAAGGUGGCUAAAGGAGCUGAAAAUUGGGGAGCAGUUUGAGAUGUUAUAGGGUAAAAAAAGCGGGGUCAGGGUUUGUUUAGAAGGUGAGUGAGGAACGGGGAUACUGAGUAAAAUGAGUUUAUGAUCAGAUGGACAAGCAUCAGUCACCUCUACAACGAUCACUGAAAGUCUAGAGCAGGGGUCGGCAACC
Oreochromis niloticus (Nile tilapia) is the source of this 2688-nucleotide messenger RNA. Its product is annotated as GTPase IMAP family member 7-like. The record is from RefSeq and is a predicted model, not a curated record. Gene Ontology annotation, molecular function: GTP binding. Lineage: Eukaryota; Metazoa; Chordata; Actinopteri; Cichliformes; Cichlidae. The transcript is spliced from 2 exons. Bases 78 to 926 code for a protein of 282 amino acids.